Molecule: messenger RNA, 1161 nt
Organism: Cuscuta epithymum
Lineage: Eukaryota; Viridiplantae; Streptophyta; Magnoliopsida; Solanales; Convolvulaceae
Source: the annotation of a GenBank genome assembly
CCGAGUGCCUCUCUUGUUGCCAUACUUUAUUACUUAUAUCUGCAGUGUUAGUAAUAAAGUGUUUAGACCACUUUAUAUACAAAUCACUUGUUCGGUGUUAUUUUAUCGGUAACUAAAAUACACCAUACACCUUCUUUUUAUCCCAAAAGUUCUAUCUUGUAACCCGGUUACUGUGAUAAGGGUAGAUAGUAAACUUUUAGGAAAGCGUAUCUAAUACGUGACUAGAAGUGAUAUCUGGUUCAGCCAUAUUUCUACACCCUUAUAUUAUUUCUAUUUUUAUACUCCAGUUCUAACAAUCUAAAAGUUUACUAGUCUGAAAAUAUGGCCGCUAGUCAACGCGAUAUCAUCAACACCAAUUUUCAAAAAUUGGAAAAGUUUGAAGGUGUGGAGUUCCGAAGGUGGCAGAAAAAGAUGCAUUUUCUGCUCACUACUUUGAAGGUCGUCUAUGUGUUAAGCACCCUGAGGCCGCCCGAGGAUGAUGAAAACGAGACUUUGGAAACAAGCCGCCGCCACAUAAAGUGGGACAACGACGACUACAUUUGUCGUGGGCACAUUUUGAAUGGAUGAUGAAUCUUGGUGGAUUGACACCGGAGCCACAAGACAUGUAUGUAAAGAUAGGCAGACUUUUAAGACUCUAAAAGAGUUGGAAGAAGGGCCGAUCUUAUACAUGGGAAAUGAUUCUACUGUGCAAAUUCAAGGAAUUGGCCAAGUAGAGUUGGAAUUAACUUCCGGAAAGAAAUUAAUUCUUAAUGAUGUGUACUUUGUACCACAAAUCCGGAAAAAUCUUGUCUCCGGUGGAAUCCUAAAUAACUUUGGGUUUAAACUUAGCUUUGAAGCAAAUAAGUUUAUUUUAUCUAAGGGUGGUGUAUUUGUAGGCCAAGGUUUCUAUUGUAAUGGCAUGUUCAAACUAAGUGUUGUAAAUAAAGUUGUUAAUUCCGUUUAUUUGGUUUGUGAUUCUUCUUUGUGGCACAAUAGGUUAUGUCAUGUUAAUUAUCGUAGAUUAAGUGACAUGUCAAAAGUAGGAUUAAUUCCUCCUUUUAAUAUUAACAUAGAAAAGUGUAGAACUUGCAUGUUAAAUAAAAUCACAAGAAAUUCUUUUCAAAGUGUUGAAAGAAAAUCCAACAUGCUUGAAUUAGUGCAUAGUGAUUUGUGUGAUUUCCA